UUAUUCUUCAAUUAGUCAGAUUAAAACAUAAAGGAAAUCAUUAUGGGUCGUCAACACCAAAAUUUGGGAUGCUGCCUCGUUGCUCUAAUUGUCCUGCAAUUGGCCCUUCCAGCUUUGGCCCUUCCUCAAUUGUUCAACAAAGUUGCUGAACAAGGUAGGAAAUUCGCCGUCAAGCCCAACUCCAACAAGAAAGUGAUUACCGAAACCAACGAAAUUGCCCCAUCUGAACAGCAGAGCAGCGGUGGAUUCCAGUGGAGCAACAUUUUGGGCAUGCUCAUCCAAAUGUUUUUGGGCAGCACUUCGGGCGGAAUCGACAAAGCCGACUCUGGAGUCAACGCCGCUCAGGGUGGCUUCAACUGGAUGAGCCUGGUCAACUUGGGCCUGCGUCUGAUGCUCUCCACUUUGAAUAACGGCGGUGCUGCGGGACUCGACAAGGCCGAUUCCCAAUCCGGUUCUGCUGCAGCCUCCCUUUCUCAGGGUUUGCUGUUGCCUCUGAUGGCCAGCUUUUUGGGUGGUCAAGAGAAGGCCGAUGUCGCCUCACUGGCCAAACAAGCCGGCAACUUGAUUCAGCUGAUUUCCAGCUUGAUGGAUGCCCUGAAGGUUAGCUUCUCCCAACGUAGCUCUCAAGCCCGAUCCCUCGGAAACAAGGACCCAUUCUCCGAUGCCGCCGUCGCCGCCGUCACCAUCAUGAAGGGUUACGUUGAUACCCACAAAACCACUGAUGAGGUUUGCAUGCAACGUAUCAUGUGUGACGCCAACAAUGCUUGCGCUCGUGACGCUCCCGACUCCGGAUAUCUUUUCUGCCAGCUCGGAACAUACGCCGCUGGAUACCUUUUGGAAAAAUCGACUUUCACCCCAUUGGACGCUUACACCCAAGCAGGACGACAGGGCCGCACUGGCGAGAGCUGCGCCCAGAUCUACUCCCAGUGCAAUGAGCUCUAAGGAACAACGACACUUUAAUUAUUUGAUUGAAGCUUUAUACUCUUUUUUUUAAAACUUCCCCAACAACAAACGAUAACGAUGCCCUUAUUAAUUUCCUAAUUUAAAAAACAACAACAAAAGACAGAAAAGAAAGAAAAAGAAUUUGAUCUAAUUUUUGUUGCACUCAACGGGCUGGAACCGUUGUCCAUUAUAUGUGAAACUAUUAAGCAAAUCUUGUUGUCAUUAUUAUGCAUUCGUCUUUUAAUGCUAUUGUAAUGGCUAAUGAAAAGACACAUAAAUUAUUUCAAGAUUCUAAAAACAA
Molecule: messenger RNA, 1243 nt
Organism: Daphnia carinata
Lineage: Eukaryota; Metazoa; Arthropoda; Branchiopoda; Diplostraca; Daphniidae
Exons: 9
Coding region: 43-942 (299 amino acids)
Source: RefSeq, a predicted model, not a curated record